Messenger RNA from Sabethes cyaneus, 3632 nucleotides. It is a transcript of the gene Nadsyn, whose product is annotated as glutamine-dependent NAD(+) synthetase. The transcript has 7 exons. Gene Ontology annotation, cellular component: cytoplasm. The coding region runs from base 261 to 2672 and encodes 803 amino acids. Gene Ontology annotation, molecular function: ATP binding; glutaminase activity; NAD+ synthase (glutamine-hydrolyzing) activity. The record is from RefSeq and is a predicted model, not a curated record. Lineage: Eukaryota; Metazoa; Arthropoda; Insecta; Diptera; Culicidae. Gene Ontology annotation, biological process: NAD+ biosynthetic process.
AAAAAUUAUUAGUAGGUAUACAGUGGAAUCAACGUUUAGUUAAUUCAUAGUGCUAUCGUUCGUUUUAAAACCGAAAAGAAAAUCAAUUAUACUUGUGUUUCUCGUAUAGUUACUUCGGGUGUGCAAUUUGUUAACAUUACGUUUCGAGUGUCGGCGAUUUGAUUACAGCUUUUGCCUGCCUUUUCAUUCAUCAGCUCAUCUCUUGAACGAUCUGCCAAAAACAUAGAAUUGUUGCAACAAAAUAACCAAAACGACGCAAAAUGGGUCGCAAAGUGACGGUCGCCGUUGCCACGCUGAAUCAAUGGGCACUGGACUUCGAGGGCAAUAUGUCGAGAAUAAUGGAGUCGAUCGUGGAGGCACGGGAGCUAGGCGCGACCUAUCGAACUGGGCCGGAGCUGGAAAUAUGCGGCUACAGCUGCGAGGACCAUUUCCACGAAUCGGACACCUAUCUGCACUCGUGGGAAGUCCUGCUGGAGAUCAUGAUGUCCCCGCACUGUCAGAACAUGCUGAUCGACGUCGGUAUGCCGGUGCAGCACCGUAACGUUGCUUACAAUUGCCGGGUUGUGUUCCACAACAAGCGCAUCCUGCUGGUGCGACCGAAGAUGGCGAUGAGUGACGACGGUAACUACCGGGAAACGCGCUGGUUCACGUCCUGGUUCAAGGAACGUCAAACGGAGGAGUACUAUCUGCCAAGGAUGAUUUCAGACGCCAUCGGUCAACGCACGGUGCCGAUCGGUGACGCGGUGAUUGCAACUCGGGACACCUGCUUGGGGUAUGAAAUUUGUGAAGAGCUGUGGAACCCUCGAAGCACUCACAUCGAUAUGUCCCUAUCGGGGGUGGAGAUUAUGGUUAACAGUUCGGGCAGCUACAUGGAACUGCGUAAAGCCUACAUCACGACUGACCUUAUACGGAAUGCCAGCUACAAAGCUGGUGGAGCGUAUUUGUACAGUAAUCUGCGUGGUUGCGAUGGCCAGCGGGUGUACUUCAACGGGUGCUCGGCGGUGGCUUUGAAUGGGCAAAUCAUUGCCAGAGGAAAGCAGUUCGCUUUGGAAGAGGUCGAAGUGACUACGGCUACUAUCGAUUUGGAGGAUAUUCGAUCGUAUCGUGUGACCUUACGGUCGCGUUGUUCAGUGGCGGCGGCCACUCCAACCUAUCCGCGAGUCGACGUAGACUUCGAGCUGUCGCAACCAAGUGGUCUAAAUAUACCGCAAAGUGCCCCCACCGAGUGGAUCAAACACAGCCCAGAGGAGGAGAUUGCUCUUGGGCCAGCCUGUUGGUUGUGGGAUUAUCUCAGACGUUCCGGGCAAGGAGGAUUCUUCCUACCUCUCAGCGGUGGUGUUGAUUCAAGCAGCACAGCCAUCAUCGUACACUCCAUGUGCCGCCUGGUGGUGAAAUCGGUUAUGCUCGGUGAUGUUCAGGUGCUGCAUGAUAUUAGGAAAAUUUUGGCAGAUCCCGAAUUCAUUCCGGAUAAUCCGGUCACACUGUGUAAUCGUUUGUUGGUUACCUGCUACAUGGGAAGUGAAAACUCCAGCAAGGAAACUCGCCAGAGGGCUACUACUUUGGCUAGCCAGAUCGGGAGCUACCAUCUGGAGAUCAACAUCGACGGGGCCGUAAGUGCCUUGUUGGCAAUUUUCAACGUCGUCACCGGAAUGAAACCGCAGUUCAAAUCGCAAGGAGGCUGCCCCAGACAAAACCUUGCUCUGCAAAAUAUUCAAGCUCGAACGAGAAUGGUUCUUUCCUAUCUAUUUGCGCAGCUUAUGCUGUGGGUUCGCAACCGGCCCGGUGGGCUGCUGGUGCUCGGUUCCGCCAACGUGGACGAAGCUCUGCGAGGCUACAUGACCAAGUACGACUGUUCGUCCGCCGAUGUCAAUCCAAUCGGAGGAAUUUCCAAAGCUGAUUUGAAACGUUUCCUACUGUUUGCCAAGGAUAAGUUCAACCUUCCGAUUGUAGCGGAGAUAGUAACGGCACCACCUACUGCUGAGCUGGAACCGUUGCACGAUGGUGCCCUUGCCCAAACGGACGAGGAGGAUAUGGGCAUGACGUACGCCGAGUUGAGUGAAUUCGGUCGUCUACGAAAGCAGGCCUAUUGUGGACCGUACAGCAUGUUCUGCAAGCUGCUCUCGAUGUGGAAGGACAGCUGCUCGAGCCCGCAGGUGGUGGCCGAUAAAGUCAAACACUUCUUCCGAUGUUACGCCAUCAAUCGGCACAAGAUGACGGUGUUAACACCGGCGUAUCACGCCGAAUCGUACAGCCCGGACGAUAAUCGUUUCGACCAUAGGCCUUUCCUGUACCGAGCCAACUGGAGCUGGCAGUUUAAGUGCAUCGAUGAGGAGUUGGAGCGUUGUAACAGUUCCGCGACAGUUGUUUCGUCGUCUGGAGACGAUAAAAACAAAAGGUACGAUCUGGGAGGUUCUCGGACCGGGCCGCAAUCAAGCGGCUCGCCGAAAUCCGCUGGAGGUGGCAUUGAGAAAGGUUCCUCGCCGCUGUUUUUCUCCGAAGGCGCCUUAGGAGGAAUGAGCAGCGGUGGCAGCGCUCACCAGCUGACCAACCACUCGCUUGGGUACGGCCAAACCGACCUUAAAUUAACCAAGUCGCACAGCAGUGGUGGCUAUUCGAAGAUGCAUUCCAGCGUCAUGGGAAAAAUUAAGGACAGAACCGGAGUGCCCGUCUAGGGGGAAAUGAAUCGUCGCACGGAUUGUUUCCCUGUAGCACAAUUUGAAUUUGUACGGCGGCAUUCGUUGCCGACAUAAAAAAACUACUUUUUUUGAAUUACCAAAGUAAAUCUUACACUCAUCGCCUAGUUGCUAGCAUACGGCCAGCAGUCAAAACACUAUAGAAUCGAGUACCUUGCACAAACGAAGCCAGUUUACAAUUUUUAGCAUUACACACACAGAACACAAUUAUUCUAACGGUAUGGAUUUUAACUGGAAUAGUGCAGUAGAUUUUAUAUUAGGAUUCUAGGAAAUCAGUUGUUUUGAAUGCUUCACAAACUUUACUAUUUUUAACUCUAAUAUAUAGUAUAAAAAUUGUGCUUUGUAAAAUGUUCGUAACCAACUAAUAGCUGCUUGAAAUUCAUACCCAAAAUUGUCCAGCAAAAGACAAAAAACGAAUAAGUGAUUUCUUAUCCUGUUACGGUACACAUAUAUUAACUCUUUAGCAACAAUUAACACAAAUACUACAAGUGCUAGUAGCCGAUAGAAUGCCGAACAAAUAAUAGCUCACGCCUCUAAAUGCCUGCGAAUUAACUAGGAUAUAGUUAUGAUACGAAACGACUCUUGUUGAUAGCGCGUUAACGUAGCUAGUUGCAGUAAGUUUUACGAACUCGAUACGAUUUAUCAGUCAGUACAGUAAUGGUUUUUAACUUAGCGAAGUUGUAGUCAACGAUCAACGGAUAACAGAGCAGACCUCAAUCGGAUCGAUCGAUACAUCAUCAUAAUAUAUACACGUUCACCGGCGGGGACACCGUAUUCUCCUCCAUUAUGGUAGUAGAUUGCUAAGCAAUUACAACACACACAUACACACACACACGACACUGACUUCUCAUAGGGAGCAACUUUUAAGUAGGAACAUUUUUAUUACUAUUAGCGUGCCCCACACAGCAAGUGGUGGUAAUUACAAUAAAGGGGAAAAAA